AUGACAGCCUUGGCGAGGCUUGUGGAUGCUGGAAGUGUCUCAAGAGCUGCAACAGAUAUGCGUAUUUUUGGUUUGAGACCAAUGACAGAUCCUUUGGAUUUGAUGAAUGUUUUAUUUGUAUUGGAGGUAUGCUGUAAUGCUUGCAAGAAGCCAAUCAAGGCCAGCCAUUAUGCAAUGCAUGCAGAGCUCUGUAAGUCUCUAAGUUCUAGAGCGGAAAUCAACGUGGAACUUGAUGGUCCUGCAGUGACUAAAAAACCUCCAAGGAAGGAGAGGAAAAAGUCACAGAUUACUCAGAGUAAAAAGGCCAAAUCACUCAGAGAGACCAAACACUCUCGUUCUGUAGACUCUUGUGAUGUAGCUGCACCAGGAUAUCAUAUAGAUGCAAAAAGCGAAAUGAGUCUCUUCCCUGAAGCUCAACGAGAAAUGCAUAUGAAUUCCACUGACAAAAUGAAUGGCUCAACAGUGAACCUUUACAGUGUGGACUGUGUACAAGAUGUAACUAAACACUCAUUGAAACCACUAAAAAGGACUUCAGCUGAGAAUCAAUCAAAUCAAGGUACAGAGAAUUUCUACAAGCCAGCUGCUGAGCUUCUUCCAUAUGUUCCAGCUCCCCUUGCGACCAAAAUAUACUAUUCCCAAAGAAAUCACAAUCUCCGAAGAGCCAUUUCUCGCAUGUUCUUUGAGGAACCAGACAAAGAGUUCAGCAAUGAGGUUCCAUCCUCAGAAGAAUAUCAAAGACAGCAAUUUUUUGCUCUUUGCUCGAACGACUGAUCACAUUCUUUCAGCAAGGUCAAACUUCUACAUGGGCGAGCUGGAGCAUUUGAACCAUCCAUGAUCUCAGCUGCUCAGCUCCCUGUGAUUAAUACUAUAGGACCUCAUUAUAUAUCAAAUUCUUAUUCAUUUUCU
Molecule: messenger RNA, 906 nt
Organism: Salvia hispanica
Lineage: Eukaryota; Viridiplantae; Streptophyta; Magnoliopsida; Lamiales; Lamiaceae
Source: RefSeq, a predicted model, not a curated record